AUGCCUGCAUUUAGUCGACAAGAGCAACACCGGAUGCGCCAAGAACGUGAGCACCUGGAAGCUCAAAAGCGCAAAGCAGAACGCAUACAAGCCCACGAACGUCGUAUGAGGAAACAGGCCGAAGACGCUGCACGUGCUAAAGCCGACCGUGCCCGACGUCAUCAAGAGCGAGUGGCAGAUGAGACUAGGAGGCGCCGAGAAAAGGACGCUCGUUAUCCCCGCUCGAGUAGCGCGCAGUCGAACUAUGCCGAGUAUGACUACUCUUAUGGCGCACAUAACCAGCAACAGUUUCAGCACGACUCAUCCACGUCCGCCACUGCAACACGUGACGCCAUUCGUCGGUACACAGCCGGUCUGGGGCGGAUGAACCGAGUGGCUGUGGCCUGUGAUGAGCAACUAUCCUUUACCGACAUCCCAUGGCCGACGCUGUACCCCAUCUGUGGGACGUAUGGAAUAUCAAAAGAGUCGGUCAGGCACAUUGUACUAUCCGAAUUAUUGUAUCCCUGGAAGGAUCGCCGAGGCCGCCUGCUUGCUUUUCUGCGCUACUGGCACCCGGACAAAUUUGUCGGGAGGUAA
Molecule: messenger RNA, 576 nt
Organism: Rhizoctonia solani
Lineage: Eukaryota; Fungi; Basidiomycota; Agaricomycetes; Cantharellales; Ceratobasidiaceae
Exons: 1
Coding region: 1-576 (191 amino acids)
Source: RefSeq, a predicted model, not a curated record